AUGAGGAUUAUGAGAAUAAUAGUAUUAGUAGUGUGGCUUCUUUUCUUGCUUACCACCGCUGCUCAUGUACGGUGUGAUGAUGGUGAUCGAGGCAGUCAGUGCAUAGAGAAGGAGAAAGAGGCUCUCCUCAGCUUUAAGAGAGUUGCUGAUCCAGGUAACCUUCUCCCUUGGGCAACUGAUAGUUCCAACCAAAACUUUUGUAACUGGGAAGAAAUCACUUGUGAUGGCCAAACCAAUCAUGUCGUUGCUAUUGAUUAUGCUGGUUAUAGGGGAGAACUAGGUUGUGAGAUUGGUUGCUCCUUGGUUGAGCUGCACUACUUGAAUUACUUGAGUCUAUCUCGCAAUGACUUUACUCGAAUUCCCAAGUGUAUUGGUUCUUUCAAACUUCUCACCCUUCUUGACCUUUCAGGUAAUCCAAUUAGUGGUGUUAUUCCCUCUGAGCUUGGAAAUCUUACCAAAUUGCAGUAUCUUGUUCUUUCUUAUAAUGAUAGUAUAUAUGUUGCUAGUCUUGAGUGGCUCUCUCGUCUCACUUCUUUGAAGACCUUUGCAUUGCUUGAGGCCAAUUUUACUAAAGCAGGGCUUCAAUCAUUUAGAGUGCCACCUUUCUUAUCAGACUUUAACAUCAUAGAUGGUUUAUUUCCAGAUUCCAUUAGAGGAAAAAAAUCUUUGUCAAAAGUUGAUUUGUCUGGAAACAUAGCUGAACUUGAAAAUGGAGUACUAAAGUCCUUGGGGAAUCUUUCCAGCAUGCACUUCUUAGAUUUAUCUGAAAACAACCUUAGUGGUACCUUACAUAAUGUUUUAGAAAAUCUAGCAUGUUCUGCCAAGAAUUCAUUUGAGACUUUAUCUUUAAAUGACAACCAACUUAGUGGGUCAAUUCUUGAGGAUGCUGAAAACACAUUCCCAUAUCUGAAAGUGCUAGAUCUUGCUUAUAAUCGGUUGGAAGGUACUUUUCCUAGCCACUUGAGUCAAUUUCCAAGUCUUGAAACAUUGCAUUUGUAUGACAACCAACUCACAGGACCAUUACCUGAUCUUUCAUCAAUGCUAAACUUGACAUAUUUUUAUGCAAGUAACAAUAGGUUUAAUGGUACUUCAACUGAGAGUAUUAUUGGUGGCCUUUCUCAUCUUGAGUUUUUAGAUGUCUCUUCAAACUCUCUAGUUGGGGUUAUCUCCGAAGUGAACCUAAUUAAGUAUCCCAAAUUGGAGAGUCUAUCUUUUUCCUAUAACUCAGAUUUGAGAUUGAAAUUCAACUCCAAUUGGGUUCCUCCAUUUCAAUUGAAAACCAUAUUACUCGCAUCUUGCAAGUUAGGUCCACAAUUUCCAGUUGGCUACAAACUCAAUCACAACUCAUCGAUCUUGACAUUUCAGAUAAUGAUAUUUCUAGUGUUGUUCCCAAUUGGUGCUGAUACUACAGUAGUUGAUUUGAGUUUCAAUCAAUUCCAUGGUUCUAUUCCAUCUUCUCUCUCCAAUGCAUCCAAUUUAAAUCUCUCCCAUAAUAAUUUCACUAGUUGCAGCUUCUUUCUAUGUGAAGCAAAAGAUGCGGCAACAGUAAUUCUUGACAUGUCCAAUAAUCAAUUAUUCGGAAGCCUUCUUGAUUGUUGGGGGAAUUUCAACAGCAAUCUAAAUAUUCUGAAGUUAGAUUACAAUGACUUCUCAAGAGAGAUCCCAAGUUCCAUUGGAAGUUUGACAAAUAUUCAAUUUCUACAAUUGGGGAACAAUAACUUUUCAGGAGCUUUGCCUUCUACAUUGGAGAACUGUACUAAUCUGCGAGCUUUGGAUUUUGGAUGGAAUAGUUUGGAAGGAACAAUACCGCCAUGGAUUGGUACCAAGAUUGGGGUGAAUUUCACAACAAUGGUCCACUCAGUUUAUACAGGUACCAAGAUUGGGGUGAGUUUCACAAUAAUGGUCCACUCAGUUUAUACAGGUACCAAGAUAGAAUCUCCAAGUCUUUCAUCAAAAAUUAUUUGGAAAGGAGUAGAAUAUAAAUAUCAAAGUAUUCUUGGUUUGUUAAGACUUGUUGAUCUAUCGAGUAAUAAAUUGACUGGAGAGAUUCCAGCUGAACUGACGGGUCUUGUGGAAUUGACUCAGUUAAACCUAUCACGGAACGAGUUGAGUGGAGACAUUCCUGAAAAUAUUGGGAACUUGGGAAAGUUGGACUCUUUGGACUUGUCUCAUAACAAGCUUUCUGGUAAAAUUCCCAAAAGCUUGGCGGAAUUAUCUCCUCUGGAUCAUUUGGAUUUGUCAAACAACCAAUUGUCAGGAAAAAUCCCUACAAACAAUCAACUACAAAGUUUCAAUGCUUCUGCAUAUACAUUGAACCAUGGACUCUAUGGGCCUCCUCUAACCGAUUGGCAUGAAAGUGGAACUUCACCAAAUGGUUUUUUGGCUUCAACUCAUGAUCAAGAAGAUGAAACAUGGUUUAACUUGUCGUGGUUUUAUAAAGGGAUUGGGGUUGGAUUCACUAUUGGAUUUUGUGGAGUCUGUAUCAAUUUUGUGAUAAUAAACUAUUAUUGGAGAAAUUCUUACUUUAUGUUCAUGGCGUAA
Molecule: messenger RNA, 2541 nt
Organism: Humulus lupulus (European hop)
Lineage: Eukaryota; Viridiplantae; Streptophyta; Magnoliopsida; Rosales; Cannabaceae
Product: receptor-like protein EIX2
Exons: 4
Coding region: 1-2541 (846 amino acids)
Molecular function (GO): protein binding
Source: RefSeq, a predicted model, not a curated record